This is a messenger RNA of Olea europaea var. sylvestris, 1391 nucleotides long. Its product is annotated as OTU domain-containing protein At3g57810. Gene Ontology annotation, cellular component: cytosol; nucleus. The transcript has 6 exons. Bases 190 to 1221 code for a protein of 343 amino acids. Lineage: Eukaryota; Viridiplantae; Streptophyta; Magnoliopsida; Lamiales; Oleaceae. Gene Ontology annotation, biological process: endoplasmic reticulum unfolded protein response; protein deubiquitination. Gene Ontology annotation, molecular function: cysteine-type deubiquitinase activity. The record is from RefSeq and is a predicted model, not a curated record.
GAAUGAAGAUACCAGAAUCAUUAUCCCCACACCGGAGAGAGAAGCAGCUUGAAGAAGCCACCAAACCUUCUUUUGAUAAUCCAAAUCACUUCUUAAAAAGUAUAAUAAAAUUCAUUCGAGCCAAUAAAAUUAUAUCAAUUUCUUUUCUUCUUGAAGCUUACUAUACCUAAAGUUCACUGCUAUGCCAAGAUGGUGAUAUGUUCUCCCUUUGGAACAUGUACCAAAAAUGUAACCCUCUUAAUUAGAAGUGCCCGAAAACAGAUGAGCAGCCAUGUUCGUGAUGUCAUCUCGCAACCUUCGUUUAGUUCAUGCUGUUUUUCUGCCUCCAGCAAGCAUCUAAAAUUACAAUAUACCGCCAUCUAUUCAUCUAAAGCAAACUCUUGUUCAUCUGCCAUUGACUUCCAAGCAUUGCGAGGUUGCUCUUUUGGGUCUAAUAUAUCCAAGCAUAAGAAUAAUUGCCAUUCGUUGACAUUAAGCAUAGUUAAUCCUAGAUGUUACCGUAAAACUCGUGUCAAUAUUUCAAUAGGAGAUGAAAACAUGAAUUUGAGGCUUUUGGUUCCUAAGCAAACAAAGAUUCCCGAAAUGAAAUGUAACAUUAGGCGUGCUUCUUGGCAACAACGACGUGCAUCAGCUGGGUUAUCUAUUGGAUUAUUGGUUUGUUUUUCAACUUCUGGAGCCGCAAAUGCUGAAGCUCCAGAGUCGGAGGAGAACAAGGAAUGUGAUUGUGAUGCUUCAGCAGCCCACUAUUCACAUGGGAAAAAAGUGUAUACUGACUACUCUGUGAUUGGCAUACCUGGAGACGGAAGAUGCUUGUUUCGUUCCAUUGCUCAUGGAGCUUGCUUGCGAUCUGGAAAAUCUGCUCCAAAUGAGAGUCUUCAGAGGGAACUAGCGGAUGAAUUGCGAGCUAUGGUGGCUGAUGAAUUUGUUAAGAGAAGGGAAGAGACAGAAUGGUUCAUCGAGGGUGAUUUUGACACUUACGUUUCACAAAUAAGGAAGCCUCAUGUAUGGGGAGGUGAACCUGAAAUGUUAAUGGCUUCACACAUUCUUCGGAUGCCAAUCACUGUUUACAUGUAUGAUGAGGAUUGCGGUGGCCUUAUAUCCAUUGCUGAGUAUGGGCAAGAGUAUGGCAAGGACAAUCCCGUUAAACUCCUCUAUCAUGGUUUUGGCCAUUAUGAUGCAUUGCUCAUUCCCGGUAAGGGGGGUUCAAGAUCAAGACUUUGAGUACAUAUUACUUAUUCAGUAUUCGACAAUAAAUGAAUGAGAUUUUAGCUUCUCUCUCUUACAAAUUUUACAUUAUUGUCUAAUCUAUUGUACCAAGCAUGCUAUGAAUGCACAAAUUGCUGAUGUACUAAUGAGAUAUCUUUACCAGAAAAAAAUUCUCGUCUUUUUUA